AUGCUACUCUACGUGUGCUGCAAGGUGGUAAAAGAAGAUGGGUCAGACAUUGAUGAUGAUGCCCGGGUGGCCCUAACAAACUACCCCAUUGCCACCCUUUUUAACCAGCUGGAUGUUACUUUAGGUGACCGUCUUAUCAGUCAGAGCAACAAUUGUUACCCUUACAGAGGCUUAAUAGAGCUAAUUUUGAACUACAGCCAUGACACCCUCGCUACGCAGUUUUUGACAGGAGGGUUUCAUAAAGACACGGCGGGGGCCCACGAAAACACCCUUUUGGUCGGCGCGGCUAAUGAGGGGUUUAUGCGCAGGACCAGACUAAUGGCCAGCAGCAGGAAGCUGGAUUUGUUGGGACCUUUAAACAGCGAUUUGUUUUUUCAAGAAAAACUAUGGCUGAACGGCAUGGAUUUAAAAAUUAAACUGACGCGUAGCAAAGAUGUUUUUUGCCUCAUGAGUGGGAAUGCCAACCAGAAUUAUAAAGUUCACAUUAUUUCAGUGUCCCUGUUUGUAAAACGGGUAAAAGUAACCCCGGGGGUUCAUUUGGGGCACGCUGAAGCUCUAAUGACCACAAAUGCUAAGUACCCGGUAGACCGGGUGGGCAUAAAGGUGUUUAGCAUUCUCUCCGGCAGUCGUGUUAGUAACCAGGAAAACCUCUUUUUGGGACAGCUACCCAAGCAGCUUAUAAUCUGUUUUAUAGAUCACGAAGCCUUCAGCGGCAGCUACAUUAAAAACCCUUUUAACUUUAAACAUUAUAACAUUAAUUUUGUGGCCUUGUAUGUGGAUGGCGAACAGGUGCCAGGAAAACCCCUACAACCUGAUUUUGAAAAUGGAAACUGUGUGAGGGAGUACAUGCAGCUUGUGCAGGCUACUGGAAAAUAUGUAAAAGGCCGCUUGCUCUUAAUCAACAGUGAUGAAUUUGUCCAAGGCUAUACACUGUACGCCUUCGAUCUGACCCCGGAUCAGGAGUGUGCCGAUCAUUAUUCUCUGAUUCAAACUGGAAACCUGAGAGCGGAAAUUCGGUUUGCAUUGGCUUUGCCCUCUACGGUUAACAUGAUAGUGUAUGGGGUUUUUGAUAAUGUGCUCGAAGUGAAUCAUAGAAGAAACAUCCUGUUUGACUAUAUGUGA
Messenger RNA from Mauremys mutica (yellowpond turtle), 1122 nucleotides. RefSeq lists its product as uncharacterized. The record is from RefSeq and is a predicted model, not a curated record. NCBI's taxonomy places the organism in Eukaryota, Metazoa, Chordata, Testudines, Geoemydidae. Bases 1 to 1122 code for a protein of 373 amino acids. Gene Ontology annotation, biological process: deoxyribonucleotide biosynthetic process. The transcript has a single exon. Gene Ontology annotation, cellular component: cytosol. Gene Ontology annotation, molecular function: ribonucleoside-diphosphate reductase activity, thioredoxin disulfide as acceptor.